Molecule: messenger RNA, 3249 nt
Organism: Drosophila guanche
Lineage: Eukaryota; Metazoa; Arthropoda; Insecta; Diptera; Drosophilidae
Product: synaptic vesicle glycoprotein 2B
Exons: 4
Coding region: 353-2239 (628 amino acids)
Biological process (GO): transmembrane transport
Cellular component (GO): membrane
Molecular function (GO): transmembrane transporter activity
Source: RefSeq, a predicted model, not a curated record
UUGGAACGCAUUGUCCAUUCGCUCUUGGAGCCGCGUGGAGCUCCUCCAACCAGUGAACCAACCACACAUACUUAUCGUAUCCGUAUCCGUAUCCGUAUUCCCGUAUAUCCAAUUCCGUUAAUCGCUGAGUGCCGUUCACGUGCAUUGUUACCAACCAGGUCCGGAGGGCAGAAAAACGUUUAAGUUUGCGAAAUCGACGACGACAACAACAACGACAGCAUUGGCAGUAGAUCGCUAAGCAAGGCACGCACAACUGUACUUCUGUAAGCAGCCCCUGGCAGCAUCCAAAUCGAACAAUUUAAUUUCCUUUUUGCUACGCGCACAAAAAGCCAACAAAAACUUGAACUAUAGAAUGGUAGAAGGUGAUUCUGCAAAAGGUAAAAGCGAAUCCUAUAAUGUAGAAGCUGGACUACAGCCAAACUACAAUCAGAGCGCAGCAAGCAAUCCAACAAACCAAUCGAUUGGCAACGCCAAUCCGCACAUCGACAAUCGAGCGAUCAUUCAGCCGUACUCCCUGGGCACGGGCGCCAAGCAGCCAGAGUAUCAGUUUGCGGCUGACAAUCGCGGCUACGAGCCGGACACAAGCAACACCAAUGGCAAGCAGCAGGACGUAGAGCGUGCGGUGGUCGGCGCUGCCGGCGACACCAGCACCAGCACCAGCAGCACCGCCGAGCACAAUGGCAAGGGCGGGCGUCGCGGCAAGAAGGGGGCACCGCUCCCAGAGCCCACCAGCCCGAUAGUCGCCAACUUUGAGCGGGCCAUCGAGCUGUGCGGCUAUGGCAAGUUCCACUACAUACUGCUGGCCAUUUGUGGCCUGGUCAGUACAUCGGAGGAAAUGGAUGUCAUCUCGAUGUCGUUCAUUCUGCCAUCGGCCGAGUGUGACCUCGAUCUCAAUACGGAGACCAAGGGCUGGCUCAAUUCGAUCAUCUUCAUUGGCAUGAUGGUGGGCGCCUACUUCUGGGGCAGCAUCGCCGACAGCUUUGGCCGCAAGAAGGUUCUGAUUGUCAUCUCGUUCAUGAAUGCCUUUUGCAUUGUUGCGUCGUCGUUUUCGCAAACUUAUUCGUUUUUCAUGCUGUUUCGAUUUCUCAAUGGCGCAGCGCUCGGAGGCAGUGGUCCUGUCAUCUGGUCGUACUUUGCCGAAUUCCAACCGAAAGCGAAACGUGGCUCCAUGCUGAGCUUCAUGGCUGCCUUCUGGACCUUUGGUAACCUGUUUGUGGCCGGCCUGGCCUGGCUGAUCAUACCCACGGACAUUGGCUUCAUGACUCCAUAUUUCACAUACAACUCGUGGCGCAUUUUCCUGCUGGUCUGCUCGCUGCCAUCGUUCCUGGUCGGCUUUCUGCUCUUCUAUCUGCCGGAGUCGCCCAAGUUUCUGCUGACGCGCGGCAAGAAGGAUCGCGCCCUGGCCAUCUUCCGCGGCAUCUUUGUGACGAACACACGCAAGCGGCCGGACGAGUACAUGGUCUACGAUCUGGAGGUGGACGAGAAGCUGCUCGAGAGCUCGGCGAACAGCAAGAACAAGUAUUCGCGGAUGGUCAGCGGCAUGGUGGACCACAGUCGUGCGCUCUUCAAGUCGCCCAUUCUCAGAUUCACCAUCGUCUCGAUCACCAUUAACUUUACAUUCCACAUUGGCUACUAUGGACUGUUGAUGUGGUUCCCGGAGCUCUUCAAUCGCUUCGAGGAGUACGAGAAGGCCUUCCCCGACACGUCGGCCGGCGUCUGCACGGUCACCGAGUAUGUGGUGGGCAUUGCCCGCGAGAGUGCCAACAAUGGCACCUGCUCCUCGGACAUACCCCAGUCGGUGUUCAUGGAGUCACUCAUCUCGCUCGCCUCCGCCCUGCCCGCCAAUCUGCUGGCCAUUCUCGGCAUGGAUAUGCUGGGGCGGAAGUUCUUCCUGAUUGCCGGCACGAUGACCGCCGGCAUUUGCUCGGCCCUCAUGUACUUUGUGCGCAGCUCCCUGCAGAAUCUCAUUGUGUCGGCGAUCUUCAGUGGCGCCAUUUCGGCAGCCAAUGCGGCCCUCGACUGUCUCAUCACCGAAGUAUUCCCCACCAAGCUGCGUGCCACCGGUGUUGCCAUCUCCAUGGUGGCCGCCCGUCUCGGCGGCAUCAUUGGCAACAUUGUGAUUGCCCAGCUGCUGGACAACUACUGUCCCUCGCCGACAUUCAUUGUCUCCGGCCUGCUCAUCGGCGGCGGUCUCAUGUGCCUCCUGUUGCCCAAUACGACGCGGAAGGAGCUCAACUAGGGAGUCUCCUGGUGCUACCAAACUAGCAGCCAAACGAAACAAAAUUUCAACAACAAAUCGCCAAAAAAAAGAACAAAAAAUAGUAAACCAGAAAAUAUAAAUAUUUAUGUAAAAACAGCAGCAGAGCCAGCUGCAGAUAGAAAGAACAGGAACAAGCCCCCACCCACCAGCAAACCCACACCGCAGUCCAACAUUUAAUUUUCCCCAACCCCAACCACAAGCCCCUUUGUGUAUAUAUGGUGUGUGUGCUAUGGGAACACGACUAUUUGUAUCAUCGGUAAUUAUUAUAGCGAUAGCGAUAACAAUUACGAUAACGAUACAAAUCGUUCUGGUCUAAUUUUAACGCCUAUCGGAAUUUAAAUCGGAAAAACAAAACAAAAGCCCCACAAAAAGUAACCAAGAAGCCAAACCCACCCAACUACCCCACAAACCCUAAGCCAGCGAGAAGAUAUAUACAAAUAUAUAGCAGCUAGAAUCGAUUGCGAUCGAUUUAUGUAUUGUAUGUACGAUAUGUAUUUUGUGUGUAGUAGUGGUAGUAAGUAAUAUAUACAUACCUACAUAUAUACUAUAUACAGAUAUUUGGCAAGCGCCGGCGCCAGCUGAACAGCAAACAGCAGAAGGAAGUUAGAGACGAGACCAACAUAAAUGGUGCCGAACAAAAAAAACCGAAGCAAAGCAAAAGCGAAAGCAAAAGCGAAGCUCCCUCCCUCUGUUGUCAAUUAUUGUUUGUUAUUAUUGCUAUUAUGAUAUAAAACAUUUAUAUACAUACAAUACGUAUAUACCCUUAUCUUUAUAUAUAAACAUACAUACAUAUGUAUCAAAUAACAUUCUAUAACAUAUCCAUACAGAUAUAAAUGUAUACAAUAUUUUUUUUUUUGUUUUUUUUUUUCGUCGUCACUUAGGACAAAGCACAGGAAGUGAAGGAAUAAUUGUAAAAUUUAGUUAUGUCAUUACAAGUUACGCUACAUAUACAUACAAACAUAUACAUAUGUACAUACCAUGUACAAGAA